CGCAUUUCGGCCACAAAGCAGCACAAAAUUAAAAUCAAAUUUUAGGCCAAAAGGGCGCCAAGGGGCAGUCGUAUAAAGUCCGGAAUUAAAAAGUCAUUUACGGUCCUACGAAUUUCGAACCGGCGGCCAUUUUCCUUUAUUUGCAUAUAUACACGCGCCCAGGAUCCGUAGGAUACAAACCGAAUCUGGAAUUGCAGAGUCGUCCCUUUGGCGAAUCGGUGUAGCAUGUCAAGUGGACGCAGCGCCCGCCUCCCCGCCACGCCCACCCAGACCGCCAACAACAAGCACAGGGCGGCAGCAGCAGCGGCAGCAGCAGCAGCAGCAGCAGCAGCAGCAGCAUCUGUUGCAAGUGGAGAGCCCAACAGCAACAGCAUGUUGCAGUACGGCGGCAGCAAUGUCCAAGUGCCGACCACAGCAACAACGGCAUCUUCGUCCUCUGGCAUGGGAAUGGGCGUGGUUGGGGGCGGGGGCGUGGGCAUGGGCAGCAUGGGAGGCGGCAUGAAUAUGGGCAUGGGCAUGGUCGGUGGCAUGGGCAUGGUCAUGGGCGGCGGCGGCGGAGGGGGCAUGGCCCCCUACAGCCUCCACGCCUCCACCAUGGGCAGCAGUUGCGAGUCGAGUGUGGAACGCAUCCCGGUGGACACCAUCGAUGCACUGGGCCCCGAACUGGCGGUGGCCACCUCACAGGUCCUGGAAAACCUCUCCGAGAACGAGCGCAAAAUGAUCAUCGAGGUCCUCAAUCGAGACGAGUCGGUGCGACAAAGGGAUGCCACCAGAAUGAUGCUCUUGCGCGCCGAAUUGUAUGCUUUGAGGCGUAAGGGUGCGGCCAAGGUCGUUGGUGGAGUGCAGCCACUCGAUGCCACACAACAACAACCACAGACAACCAUGCAGCCCAAUCAACAACAACAACAGCUCGAACAACACAAUAACCACAACGCACACACAAGCGACCCGAGUCGCCACUGCGCCCGCUGCACCACCGAAUUGGGGCGCAUCACCAACCGGGGCGCCCCCUGUCGCGUCUGCAAGCUGCGCGUGUGCAAAGCCUGUCGCGAGUUCACAUCGCGCACCACGGACUGGGUGUGCGUGGUGUGCCACAAGCAAAUGGAGUUACAGUCGGCCAGCGGCGAGUGGUUGAAGGACGCCUAUACCCUGGGAUCCUGCAGUGCCGUCGACCAUCUGACCACCAGCGACGUCUUGAGAAAGAGCAUCCGGCGUUCUUGGACCAUAUCGAAUCCCGAGGACGAUCCGAACAACCCGAACUCGCAGCAGCCGGUGGCGGACAACCUGUAUCCGCAGCAGCAGCAUCUGAUUGAGGCCCAGUCGGCGGGCAGCUACCCCACCCUGCACCAGCACCACCCGCAGCACCACCUGCCCCCGCAGCCCCGGCCCACGCACGGCAUCGGCUACGGCAGUGGCACUGCCACGCCCACCACCAGCAGCAAGUGGCAGCUGGGCCGCAGGGUCCUGCGUCAGUCGACGCUCCCCAGCAGCCUGAACAACGACCCGGCUCUCAGUGGCAGUGGUGGCAACCUGGCCAACUACAACUCCGUCAACCUAACGGCGCCCACAUCGCCGCAUCAGCUGCAGAAGAGUCCGCUCUAUCCGAGCGCCUACAACAGCGACGACGUCAUCCACAUGAACACCAUGCCGGGCAUGGGAAUGGGCGUGGGUGUUACAGUAGGUGACUGUGACAACUACGCACAGCAGCAGCAACAGCAGCAGCAGCCCCAACUGGAGGUCACGCCCACGCACCAUCGGCUGCAGGUGCGCCGCCAAUCCACGCUGCCAGCUCAGCCCACUCCGGCCAUCUACAUGUCCACCUCCCCGAACCGCCUGUACAGUCGCUCCCCGGAAAGAUCGCCGGGGGAGCAGCAGCGCUAUCCGCCCUUUAUGCGGCAGACCUCGUUCCCGGAGCCGCCGAGCACCUAUCACCGCACCAAGCUGCUGCCCAGCACGGGAGCACCUUCAUCAGCGGCGGCAGCACCUCCACCUCUGAACUACGAAUCACAGGCCUCCAGUAUGGCCAGCGAUGACCAGGAUGUGGGACCCAUGCCCAAGCCCAGAAUGACGCGGCAGGCCACGCUCCCUAAUCCCGAGCAGCAUGUGAAGCUACUGCCCACAUCGCCGCCAAAGCGACAGACUUCCCCGCAGUUUCGACGUUCUCCGGAGUUUAUGCGUCAGCAGACGCUGCCCAAUCCGGAGGCUUUUAGCAGUGGAAACACCCUCACAGUGCACUCUACGCCGCCGGCCAAAUUCAUGCCCAUCUCGCCCAGGGCCAAGCAGAAUUUCCUCUUCCCCAGCGUACCGAAUCCCCGGCAAUUUCUCUCCCAGCCCCAUGUGCCCGCCGUGGGAGGCACUGAUCUGGGCAGUGGAGGCAGUGUGGCCAGCACCGGAGGUCCCAGUGGUGGUGAGCAGUACUCGAGCAGCCAGAGUGUGAACAUCCAUCACUCCCGGGAUCCGCAUGCCAAGAUGAUAAAGGUGCGAAGCCACAGCAACGAGGAAUACUCGAAUACCAAGGCACAUCCGGAGAACAGAAGAUUGCUGCCGGAGAUUCCCACAACUGUGCAGCGACCAGGUGGUCGAUCACCCAGUCGCCUGGUGCGACAGGAUUGCCUCAAAGAGGAGCGGACUUUCGGGGAGGCCAAGCAGCAGUUUCAUCAGUUUCCCGAUGUCACCGAGGAGCUGGACAAUCGUCCGGAGUACGUGGAUUACUUUGGUGAUAGUGCCACUAGCUUCUUGGAGUCCGAUGAAGUGCAGUACGAGCGAAAUUACAAUGCCGGAUUCAGCAGUGAGCCGCGCAUUAUCUACAACAAUGGAUCGGAUGAUGGUAGCUACCAGAACUCUUCCCAGAGACCCAUCUAUAGUGCCGAGAAUGUCCUGGCCGAUUCGGGUUAUGGAGGAGGUGCCGGCGUGGGUCUGGGUGCCAGUGGCGGUUCAGGUGGUGUGCCCACCUACUAUCCCGAUAUGGGCACUCCACAGGGCUUCUAUGGAGGAGCCGCACUGCCUCGCACUCCCCUGAUGCACAAUCGCCUCAGGCGGCGGCAGUCCAGGGAGCUGCAGAUGCAGCAGGAGGAACUGGCCCAGCUCUCGCAGGUCUCGGAUGCCAGUGGCAAGGGUUCCGGCAACGAAGGUGCCUCCAGUAGUGGAGGUGCCUCCGAUAGUCACGCCGCCGAGAGAAGAAAGCCCGAGCAGAUGCGCUCCGUUUCAGAGGAUUCGGGUGCCAAGACCACUCCCAAACCGGUCACACGACGAUCCUUUUCGCAUCCCGAAAAAGACACGCAGCCCACGAAGAAAACGGAGAUAUCUAAGAUACCCAGCCCACGACCCUUGGCUGAUAUCCUGGACAAAACGAGGGGCACCUCCAAGAUUCCCCAGGCGAGACGCCGCAACAGUCGCACUGGAAUUGGGGAGGCUGAGGAGGGUAGCACGCCCCAGCACAUUUACUCCUUCCAUCAACAGCUUAUGCAUAGAAACUCUGAUUUAGCCAUGCGCCUGAAAAAAACAGAAAUUCCUGUCGCCUCAGUAGCAUCAGCCGCCGGCCAAGAGGAGAAUCAGAAUCCGCCGAAUCCCCAGGGGGAUUCCCAGGGCCAAGGAUCUGGAGCGGAGCAGCCGGUCAACGGCAAAUCCCUCGAGUCCUCGGCCAACAAGGAGCAGCAACAGCAACAGCAACAGGGCGACCCAAACAUCUCGGCGGAGGCCACCCACACCAGCACUUUGGGCGAACAGGAGCUGCAGAAUGCAGUGGAGGCCGCGGCGGUUGUCUUCAAGAAGGUCGUGCUGCAGCGUCGCAAGGAGAAGGAGAAGGCCGCCGAAGAAGGCGUGCAGCAGCAGCAGCUGUCGGUGGUUUCCGGUGAUACCGGUGGAUUAGGAGGGGGCGAUGCCAUGGAAACGUCAUCGUCAUCGGAGCUGGACUUCAGGUGUUCCACUCAACACGGACGCCAGCAGCAGCAGUCGCAGUAUAGCGUUGAAGCCGACGAGUUCAAGUUAGUCUUCCUCAACUCGGAUUCAUCGUCCUCCUGUCACGGCGAAGAAGAGGAAGAGGAGGAGGAGGAGGAGGAUGACACGGAUUCAUCCUGCUCCACGCACCACUGUCACAGCAUUGUGAGCAAUGUGGAGGAUUGCGAUUGGGACUACUUUGAGCCCUCCAUGAUCUCCACCACCACAACGACAACAACAACGAUGAUUGCUUAUAGCACAGCCCGUGCCACGCCCACUCCGCCGCCGCGUGUGAGGCGUCAGUCCAGCGAUAGUGAUUCUCCGUUGGUCCAGAGACGCACCCAGCCACUGAGGAGCACCUAUUGCCCCAGGAUCAGGGAGAGUGACACGGGCACCGAUGAGGAGUUUGUCCUGAACACCGAGAGCAGUUCCCAGACCAGCUCCGAUCAGACACCACCACCCGUGCCACCUCCUCCCCAUCCACUGAGCAUGAAGACCCGAAUUAAGACGCGAUUCCUGAAGAAUCACCACCACCACAGCCACAACCGAUGCAGCUGCAAUCCCAACCAGCAACAGCAGCAGCAACCGCAGUAUGUGCCCAUCCCUGUGCCCGUGCCCAUUCCCGUGCCCAUGGCCGCCUAUCCCAAUUGGCCCGAUGCAGCCGGUAAUCCUCUCCUGGAACAGGACGAGCAGCUGGCCGCCAGUCUGCAGCAGCUGUGGAAGGCAGCCGGCCACCAGCAGCAAUUUGCCGCCAUAGUUGCAGCCUACUCGCAGCAAUUUGCGGCUGCCAGCAGCAACAUGUUUGAUGCAACGCCGCCGGUGACCAGCAAGAGUUACCAACAACUGCCCACCACUCCGCCGCCUAUGAUGCCGCAACGCUUGAGAGGAUUGGGCCUGGGUGGAUUUAAGUCCUCGGCCCCAGAGCUGAGUGCCUCGCUGGGAUCGCUGAUGACGCAGUCCCUCUGCUCGACCAUAUCCUCCUCCUCCUCGUCCAGCACUUCGGGCUAUGGCACUGCGGGACGGAGUCUGGAAACGCUGGCCAGUCCCAAGCGAGCUGCCAACUCGAUGCAGCAACAACAGCAGCAACAGCAACAGCAAUACCAACAACAGCAGCAGCAGCAGCAACAAAUGGCCAGCAAUGCUUUCAAGCCAAAGCCAACAAGUUUAGUAGCGUCGCGUUCGCCGACGGGUGAGCAACCAGAAACGAGCAACGCGCGUCGCGGCAGCAGCAGCAGCAGCAACAACAGCGAGAGCGACGACAGCAACACCAAGAGCAGCAGCAACACCAAGAUUAACAACAGCAACAACAACAACAACGCAACGCCCACAACGGGUAGAUUGUGUAAUGUUUAUGAUAAAACCGGCACAUUGCCAGUGCCCGCCGUUCAGGCACAUGUUGCCAGUAUAGAUAAGAGCCCAGCAGCAGCAGCGGCAGCGGCAGCAGCAGCAAUAUCAACAGCAACACCAGCGACAUCCACAAAGGGAAGCGCUCUGAGAGUGGCCAGCAAAUACCAGAGCCGAAAUCUAUGCGAAACCCAGCCAGGGGCAACAACACAAACCUACCUGGCCAGUAAAAACAGCCACGAAGAAGUGGAAACGAAUAUACAUAAAAAUCAAGUACCAACAGCAGCAGCAGCAGCGGCAGCAACAACAACAGCAACACAAACACAAACAGCAACUAGAGCUGCGGCUCCUGCGGUAAUAACUCGUUUCGGCGGACUUGCAGUCGAAAAUGCUGUUGGAAAUGUGGCUAAAAGUGGCUGUCCCAAUCCCAAUACCAAUCCCAGACCCAGAGCCCAGCACCCCGAGCACAUAGAUCAGCGGUUGGCGGCGGCAGCGGAGAUUGCCAAGAAUUUGUCCUCCAAUCGACUUAUAGAGCACAUCAAGAUGUCCGAUGAGGCAUCGGCAUCGCCUUCGGUUUCGGUUUCUGCCCAUCUGCAGAGCGAGAGCUAUGCGGCCAGCAGUCCAGAUGAGGCCAGCAGCAACAGCAGUCAGGAGGAGGGGGAUCGGGAGGAGAAUCUUGAUCCGGAGCGAGAGCAGGAGCAACCUAAACCACGUAAGACCACCCAGAGGAGCUACAAUGUGGCGGAAAUGAUGGAGGAGCAGCAAGAUCCAGUGGUUCUUCCCGAGGAGCAGCGCCACCACAGCACCACCAGCGAUUCCAGCUCCAGUAGCUCCAGCUCCAACUCCAGUUCCAGCUCAGAAUCCUGUGACUCGGAUGAUACGGGCACAGUGCGCGAUCGCCGGCCCAAGAGGAGGAGAUUCAACAAGGUGUUCAUAGUGAAUCGACAGCCUGGCGCCCGGGUGAGACGCAGUUCCUCCACCGAGGGUGAUUCACUGUCCUCCUCCGAGGCCAAUUUAGAAGACUCAUCCGACAAUGAUACGGACACCGAGCGCACGGAUUGUGGGAUUGUAUUGAACUAUGUGAAACCGCUAGAGGAGGAGGCCAAGAAGGCGGAGGAGGAGGUGGAUGCGCCGGCUGCACGUGAUUGCCAAUCGAGUGACGAAGAGGAGGAGGAUGAUGAUGAAAGUGAACGCCGUGUUGCCAACUCAAGCGAUGAGCUGGCCAACUGCAUUGUGGUGGUGGGCGGGCAGACGGAUGACGCCUCCGCCGGCGUGGUGCUGCAGCACAUGCGAUCGCUGCCAGACGAGGGGGAUGAUCAGCAAUUAGAGCGAUGCCACAGCCAGGUGAUGGAAUCUAGCGAUGCCCUGGCCGCCUGCGAUGAGCUGCACAGCAUCUCGAACGAUGUCAACCGACUGCUGGAGCUGCACAAGCAGAAUUCCCAGCUGGAGAUGAAGCUGCAGCGUUUGCGCCAGGGAGUGGCCGAAAUCAAUGAGGAUCUGCAGCUGUCCAAGGGUGAUAGCAGUGCUGGUGGAAAUGGCACUCAUGUGGCUGCCACCCACUCAGGUAGUCCAGGGAAACCCGACGAGUGCAGCCCUUCUCGGAAAAGCCCCUCUAAUGAGCUGGGUCUCACCUGCUGGCCAGAGCAGGUAAACGAAAAAGCAGAGGCAAAGGCAAAGGCAAAUAGCGAUGAGCAGAGUGGCAGAACAGCUGAGCAAACCGAGCACACCGAACAGAGGGUCGGCACAUGCAGUCAAGCAUGCAAAAUAAACGACAACAACAGUGACUACUCGCUGGAUUCACUCUCGGCAACUCCGGCGAGUUUGGGCUGCCCACCUGAGCAGGUAGAAGAGAGCAUUCUGGAAUUGCUACCUGCAAAAGUCGCUCGCGAGCAGCGGCAAUAUCAUCGGUUUGAAGCGAAACCGGAGUCUCUGGAGUCGCCAGUCGAAAAUGAAAUGUUAAACGUUGCGGUUGCUCCACGCUCGGCGCUCCUAAGCGGCAACAACAAUACCACGAACAACAACGAUAAUAGCUAUAAAGAAAACACUAGUAACAACAACAACAGCGAACUUGGCCAUAAUAAUAAUGACGCUUUCGCAGCACAAAAAAAGACGUGGAAUAGCGGUUCGAGUGACGUAGUGAGUGUGAAUUCAAAUGUGAGUGGUGAAAACGAGUGUGACUACGACAAGAUAUUCGGUAGCCAUCAGCAAAAUACCCCAAGUGCAACAGCAUCAUCAGUUGGAGCAGCAGCAGCAUCAGCAGCAGCAGCAACACCUGACACACCUGCAACAUUGCCCAGCGAACUGGCUUCGCCCAAAAAUUCACUUUCCGCCAAGUAUCGCAGUUUGGUCAUGAUCACCAAAGACAAUGAAAGUGCAGCUGGCGAUUACGAAAUGGCAAACAGCAGCAGCAACAGCAGCAACAGCAGCAACAUACACCACAGCAACACCAGCAACAAAGGCCCCUCCAGCAGCAACUCUUUUGGCCAGAACUUUGCGGGUGACUCAUUUCGCGCCUUGGAACUCGUGAGCAGUGAUCGCGAAUCGUACAGUGUGGACUCGCUAAACGAUGCGCCCGCUGUGCCUGAGAUCAGUGUGGAGGAUGGCCUGGCGGAUGAUGACUCCUGGGUGGAGGAACUUAGCCAGCGAGGUGAAGAUGAGGAUGAGGAGCUGAGCAAUGCCACCACCACGCCCACGGCGACGGAUUCCGAGGAUGCGGAUGGCGAGAUUGAGGGAGGAGCCAGGCGACAUGGCUAUCUGGACAGGGAGGAGGAGCUGAGGGGCUACAACAGAUCCGCCAUUGACUUCACCCUGCACACAAUAGUGGAGGAGAGCUGCGAGGAGAGCGAGGUGGCCUCCAUGAGGGCGGACAACGAAGAUGCCGAGAUGGAGGAUGAGGAUCUGGCCGAGCGAAGGAGGCAGCGCACCCUGCAGCAUCACCACCGCCUGAGUGCCUCCGAACUGGAGAAGUACUUCUUCUUUGGACUGGGCGAUGGCCGGGUGAUGAGUUCCAUCGAUACCCGCGGAGAUGACACCGCCUCCGAGGUGAGUUCCGAGUGCUCCGAGAGUCUGGACUCCCUGCCGCACGAGGAUCAGCUGCUGGACACCAGUGGAGCCUCCGAUCUGGCCUCUUCCCGGUUGGAAAAGUACUUUCUCUCCGGCUUCAUGGGCUUUAAUAGCUCCGACAAGCAGGCGGAAAGCGAUGAGAGUGGAGGCAGUGUGGGCAGCGAUAGUGAGGGUCACCCGAGUCCCAGCCAGCGAAGGAAACGACUGGUGAGAGCCAGGGGAACUCCCAGGAGUCACAACUCAUCCCUGGACAAUCUCCUGCUGCCGGAAACGGAUACCCUGGAUGCCACUGUAACAUCAGCGGGAGGAUCAGCCGCCGCGACUGUGGAGGACACAUCCGAAUCGGAGGCGGGCUGUGACGAUACUGUGAUCCAUCUGGCCAAUGCCGGAGCCUCGGAUGGCUCCUCCUCGGACACCAUAAAGCGAAAGAAGCAGCUGCGCAAGCGCCACGACUCCCUGGACGAGAAGAAGCUGCACGAUCUGGAGCCCUCUGAGUGUCGGACACCCACUCCGGGUGGCGGUGGUGGUGGUAACCAGGUGCAGAUGCAAUCCCAGGCCAAGAAGCAACAACAACAACACCACCACAGCCGGGAUAGUGGCUUCGUGGGCAGCAACGAUGAUCUGCUGAAGGCGGCUCCGGAUUGUGAGCCACCUAAGAGUCCAACGCCUGCUCUGGAGCAGAUCAGCGAGGAUCGGGAACCGGCUCACAGCCAGAUCAGUCUGGCCAAGAUGGAUCUUCCCAGCACUUCGGCAGCUGCUGCGGCUUCCACUCCUCUAACCAGCCAAUUAAGGAACCUAACCCUGCCCAACCUGGUAAGAAAAGAUAGCUUCAACAACUGGAGUUCCGAUGAGGAGACCAACCUCAUGAUGAGCAAGAUGAGGCAGUUCUUCAAGACUUUGAUUGUGGCCACUGCCAAUGCACAACAGAGUAAGCCCACCACUCCCAAUCAGGGUCAGGUCCAAAGCACCACGCCCAGUUCCCAGCGCAGAUUGGCCAAAUCCCGGCCAGCUCAAUUGGCCUACUUCGAGAACGAGCUGACCCGACUGAUGAAGACAGUGCCGGGCAUAAAUGAUGAGCAGGUGCGCGAAAUAGUGGAGUACCUGAGCAGCGAGGACACGUGGUCCGAUUCCUACGACUCCUCGGACUACACGAGCUCUGAUCUGGAGGGUGGCGAAAGAAAGGGUCAACUGAAGGCCCAGAUCUCGGCCAGCUGUCAGCAGAUUAUCAACAAAUUUGAGAUCGACGAGGAGGGCGAUCGCGGAGAUGGUGGCCUCCUGGACGAGAGCCAAAGUGUGCCCAUGGAGGCCUUGGUGUACCAGAAGCUGGUGGCUUCCUUUAGCAAGGUGGCCGCGGGUGGAGAACCCGAAAUAGAAGCUGCCCAGGAGGUGGAGGUGGAGGAGGAGGCGGAGCCCUCAACGGAGAGAUCCCCGCAACUGUUUGCCAAGGUGAUGCAGCACAUCGGCACCCGGCUGGUGGCCCUGAUGCACGAGGUAAGCAGCGGCAACGAGACGCCCACACCAUCGCCGCAGGGACAGCGGCACCAUCGAAGACUGCAGGCCAAGAUCUCGGCCACCACGACGGAGGAUGAGGACGAAGUGGAGGAGCAGCUGAGGGCCAUGCCCAUCAAGCAGCUCAAGCUGCGCAGCAGAUCCCAUGAUCUUCUGCUGGAUGGAAGCACACCCCAUUCGCACAUGCACCUGCACCAAGCUACCGUGCAUCAUCCAGGGAUUAGUGGAGCAACGGGAGUGGGAGGAACAGGAUCUGGAGGAGGAUCCACCGGCAUACCCGGACACUCGGAAACCGCCAGCGAGGAGUGCGGAGUGGCCAGUGACUACGAGCGGUUCUCGUGGCGCGGCAGUUUUGAGUCGGCAUUACUGGCUAAUGGCGACAGCAGAACGAGGCUCAGCCAGCUGAGCCAACUGGACAGGGAUAACUCGUCGUCUGCGUCCGCUUUGGCUGUGGCAAAGCGCCGAUCGGCAGGCGACCUCCUCUUCAGCCAGCACCAGGUGAGCCUCAGCCGCGAGCAGUUGGACCGCGUCCGCUCCUGCGGCAGCAUCGGCGGCGGUGAUGCCCACCACCAUCAGUUGGAGGCGUCGCCGGCCAAGCCGUGGCUCUCCUCGGCGGGCUCCUCACUGGGUGGCGAUUCCACCAAGGAUGUGCGGCGUUCCAGUGUGCCGGAUGCCAUCUACGAGACGGAUUCCAGCGAUGAGGCUGCCUCAAAUCAGUUUGGCGGUGCCAGAUCCACUUUGCCGCGGAGUCUCAACUCCGGCCAGGUGGUGGCCAGCACGAACUCGCUGCCCAGGCUGCCCACCACCGGAGUGGGUGGUGCACCCAUCACCAGCACGCCCAAGACAAAGUCACAGAGCGCUUUGAAUCACACACCCUCCAACUUGUCCACCGUUUCGGCCACUGGCAGUGCCAAGAGUGCGAGAUACCGCUCGCCAGGAUUGGCGGCUCGAGCGGCUGCUGUCAGUGGAGCGGGAGGAGCUUCUGGCAGUGGAGUGGGGGCCAAUAGUGGUUCCACGGGCUCCAAGAAACUGGGCGCGGGCUUCCAGUUCCUGUACUCCAAACGCGAUGCGCGCAAACGUCUCAACAUGUCAGCGGAGGAGGCUAAAGUGGCCGCCGAGGAACUAACUCGAUCGCCGGUGAUUGGCCAAAGGCAGACAGAUGGCACCGGCAGUCCCAUUCAGUCGCGUGCCUCCAGCGAAACGUGGCCCACCCAGUCGGAUGAGGACAUCGAUCGGCUGGUGGCCAUGCACCAGAACCGCAGCAGUCUCAGCUCGCUGGGGGUGCGUUCGGAAUCCAUGGCCAGUGUUUAUUCGGGAGCCGGUGAGGGUCGCUAUGGCACCGUGGUGGUCAAGGGUCAAGUGGAGUUCGCCAUGCAGUACAACUACAAGUUGAGUGCUUUGGAAGUCCAUGUGGUGCGCUGCAAAGACCUGGCUGCCGUGGAUGCCAAACGCAACCGCAGCGAUCCCUAUGUGAAGGUAUAUCUUCUGCCCGACAAAUCGAAGGCCGGCAAGCGCAAAACCAAAGUCAAGAAGCACACACUGAAUCCCAUCUUCGACGAGACGAUGCGCUUCCACACACCCAUUUCCAGUCUGGAGUCGAGAACUCUGUGGCUCACCGUCUGGCACUCGGAUAUGUUUGGACGGAACGACUUCCUGGGCGAGGUCAGUGUCAAUUUGCAGGGUCGCCUCUUUGACAAUCCCCAGUCGCAGUGGUAUCUACUCCAAGAACGCAGCGAACCCUUCGACGAAGUGGCCACCUAUAGGGGUGAUAUUGUGGUGGGCCUGAAAUACAUUCCCCCGGAGAACAUCAAAUCCUCGUUCUUCUCGCGCGGCUCCUCCAUCACAGGUAGCUCUUCAAAUCUACGCAAGUUUGGAGGCAGCAUCAAGUCGGUGACCUCCAAAUCGGACCGGACUUCCAAGGGCGGCCAGCUGCAUGUGCUGGUCAAGGAGGCCAAGCACCUGAGUCCCAUCAAGGCAAAUGGAACCUGCGAUGCCUUCUGCAAGAGUUAUUUAUUGCCUGAUCGCACGCGUAGCUCCAAGCAAAAGACACCGGUUGUGAAGCGCACUUUGCAUCCCAGCUGGAAUUAUACUUUCGUUUAUGAGGAUGUUUCCCUGGAGGAAUUGUCUGAACGCGCCCUGGAGCUCACCGUCUGGGAUCAUGAUCGUCUGGCCAGCAAUGAGUUUGUUGGCGGCAUACGAUUCUCUUUGGGAACGGGUCGCAGUUAUGGAAGACAGGUGGAAUGGAUGGAUGCCACUGGCAAGGAGCUCUCCCUGUGGCAGAACAUGCUGGAUCGGCCCAACUUCUGGGUGGAGGGCAGCUUGGUGCUCCGCUCCAGUUUGGAUGGCAUUCGAGCCAAUUUGCCAUAGGCCAACAUAUAGUAACUUAUUGUUUAGAACCGAGACAAACCACAAAAUCGCAGUUAGAAUGGCCAAAGGGCCCACUGCAUUGUAUUGUAUUGUAUUGUAUUAAUUAUGCGAUAAUUAUCAAUUAACGAUCACGUCGACUCUGAGAAGCAUUACUAGCGGUAUAAGAAAAGGAACGAUUGUAACAUUCACAAGUUAGUGUUAAGAGUGUGGAAUGAUGAUUUCUGAAUACUCGAAUAUGGCGAUGACGCUGCAAGUACUGCAGAUACGAAAAAAUAAAAAACAAAGUAAUCAAGGCAGACAUGAGAAACUAAGCAAAAAAAAAAACAAACCUUAUCAAGUUUAUGGCACUAAUUGUAAGCGCAAUUCUCAGCUAUUCGAUGCAGAUAAAAACUAAAAACAAAAAUGUAAAGCAAAACAAACGAUGAGGCCCCAAGGUUGGGCUGCCUAGAUAUUAAGACAAUUUGUAUGUGUGUGUUUUUUUUCCCCCUCUCCCCUCUGAGAGGCAUUCGCAAUUGGCAUACUAUAUGCGCUAAACUACGAUAAACCUACAUAUAAACGUAAAGUUAAAACCUAGUUAAAUCGAGGCAUAAGCUUACUAUGUAUAACUACCCAUAAUAUCCGAAAAAUACAAAUAACAUUUUUGUAAAUUCAA
This is a messenger RNA of Drosophila subpulchrella, 12871 nucleotides long. RefSeq names its product synaptotagmin-like protein 4 (gene btsz). Lineage: Eukaryota; Metazoa; Arthropoda; Insecta; Diptera; Drosophilidae. The transcript is spliced from 14 exons. Gene Ontology annotation, cellular component: exocytic vesicle; plasma membrane. Gene Ontology annotation, biological process: exocytosis; intracellular protein transport. The coding region runs from base 226 to 12219 and encodes 3997 amino acids. Gene Ontology annotation, molecular function: small GTPase binding; neurexin family protein binding. The record is from RefSeq and is a predicted model, not a curated record.